Rhincodon typus (whale shark) is the source of this 2973-nucleotide messenger RNA. RefSeq names its product solute carrier family 51 subunit beta. The transcript is spliced from 6 exons. Gene Ontology annotation, molecular function: protein heterodimerization activity; transmembrane transporter activity. The record is from RefSeq and is a predicted model, not a curated record. Bases 250 to 1197 code for a protein of 315 amino acids. Gene Ontology annotation, biological process: bile acid and bile salt transport. NCBI's taxonomy places the organism in Eukaryota, Metazoa, Chordata, Chondrichthyes, Orectolobiformes, Rhincodontidae. Gene Ontology annotation, cellular component: plasma membrane.
AGUCUCCUCCCACUCUCUCCACGUGCUUUGCUGUGGCUUUUCCUUUGGGAACUGAAUUUGCAGACUGAAGCCUGGAGAAGGGCUUGCAGUUGCCCACAGUAGUGGAAAGUUGGGGAACAGUUGGCAUUUGUCACGCACGAAUAUUUGGAUCUUAACGUCUGCCUCAGCCUGAAGGUUCACUUUGUGUCUGUUCUGCCAGGAACACAAGGUCUCAAUAUAUUGGACUUGGCACGUACUGUAAAUUGAAAAAUGAUGCACGAGCUGAAGAGAAACCCAUUUUGUUGGCUUAUUCUGUGUCUGGUCCUGCAAGGAAUGGAAAGUUUUAUAAUAAAGAGUUCUGACAAUCAAUGCUUGGAAGCGUAUUUGGAGAGUGAUCGGGUAGUGAUGGACAGUUGUAAUCCAGACUCGCAGCUCCAAGACUGGGCAUGGAAACAAAAGCGGUUUAUCAAUCAGGGCACACAGAGGUGUCUUUCUGCAGACCAGACUCUCCUUGUUCAGACUGCAGCUUGUGCGAAUGUGGCCAACCUAAAGUGGUUGUGCCGCAAACAUCGACUUAUCCACACGGCCACAUCCAUGUUUCUGAUCGCUGACGGAAACGUGGUGUCCAUUUCCGAAGAAAGAAAAAAAAAUUCCAGGUGGAGCUCAACAAACGACACAGGCAUUUGUGAGAUGCUUUUGCAGAGAAACCCAGAGACAACAUCAGCAAAGACUCAAAUGUUACCAGCGCAAUUUGAAGAAAGCCUUGAUGGGGUCAUCAGCGAUGUGAGACAGAAUAACACCCAAGUGGAAGAAACUACCACAGAGAAACAACAACCUUAUCCAAUGGAAGACUCCACUAACUGGAACUAUGCUAUGUUGGUGCUUGCAUUCAUUGCACUGUUCCUGGGAUUUCUCAUUCUGGUCCUAUGCUCCAGGACAAACAAGAAGAAAAAGAUGAAGGAAGUGAAUGAAUUAAAGAACAGGCGUGCAACAGAAAGCGAUCCAGUGCAAAAGACAGUAGCACAAUACACAGAUGAGAAUGACAGCUCUGCAGAGACUGACCAGAUGCUACACACCAAGCAAGCCCAUAUUUCCUUUGAACAGACGUCACAGAAUUCAUCCCCAAAAAUCUCAUCCAAACCAGGAGAGAUCAUGAUCGAGUGGAAGGAUGGAAACAUAAGUUCCCUUUUCAUGGAUGCAAAAGAAGAUGAUGUAUAGAACCUCAAGUUACAGGACUGAGCCCUCAAUUGUAUUUUUAAGAUUAAAAGAAUUAAUUUUUGUAAAAUAUUUUUGGCAAAUAAAAAAAUCCAAUUGUAGAGGAAGCUGGCAAAAGAUUAGAAAACAAAUGAGUGGGAGGUCAAGGAUAGCGACUUAGACUUGUCGGAAGUGGGAACUGGUACUCCAGAAAGAACAGUGCUGGGACCACAAUGCUUCAAAUUUAUGUAAACAUUAUCGACGCGGGUUUCAGAAGUACAAUUUCAAAAUUUAUGAUGACUACGAAUUAGGGGACACAGCUUAAUGUUUUAGGAGAACUGUGAUCAGCCACAAACGUAUAUAUAAUAUUGGCAAACGAAUUCCAACGUAGAUAAGUGUGAGGUAUUAAGAUUUGGUGGACAGAUAAAGAAGCUACUUACUGCUUGGUAAAGAAGAGGUUAAAUGGGAUGGAGAGGUAAAGAAAAUUAGACAAACAGAUAUAUAAACCAUUAAAAGUAGUGAUGCAGAUUAAUAAGGUCUUAAAAUUUAGUAGUUCAAUUCUAGAAGUAUAGGACUAAUAAAGGUAGAAGUUAUGUUAAACUCAUACUAAACCUUAGGGUUUCACAUUAAGAUUGUUAAAAGUUUUGAUUGGGUAGACAGAGAAAAUGCAUCCACUCACUGGGAAGACCAGACCCGAGGCCACAAAUGUAAAGAGGUCUCUAAUAAAUCCAACAGCGAAUUAGUGAAAACCUCCUCAUCCAAAGAGUAGUAACUAGGUGGAGUUCAGUACCAAAAGAAAUAGUUGAAAUGAAUACACUUCUGGGAGCAGAUAGAUUAGCACAUAAGGAAGAACAGAAUACAUGGAUAUACUGAUAUGUUAGAUGAAGACAUUGCCAGUGUGAAACUAAAUGCUAGCAUACAAAUAGCCUGUAUCUGUGCUGUAACCACUAAGUAAUUAAUCAAGGUGUUUCCCACUGAGACAUUUAACCCAUGUCUGCUGACUUGCUGUACGUAGAGAAGAGAGAUUAUCCCUUUUGCCUUAAGAGGUUUAUUUUUACAAUGUAUAAUUCAUCACCAACAUUAUAUCCAUUUAAACAGUUUAUAACAUUUACAAAUCUGUUUCCUGAUUUGUAAGUAGCCUGCCUCAAUAACAUUCUUCCAGUUUGAAUGAGUGAGACUGGGCAGAGGCUUCAAUUGUAACAGUCUCCAUUAACAGAUUCUUCCCAGAUGAUCUGUGUCUGGCCUGUAUCAGAGAGUAUGCUUACUCCAGGCAGCCUGUCUCCACUAACCUGUCUAACUCUGGGUGGCCACAACUUAAAGUAGACUGAAAUUUUAUGGAAAACAAUGCUUGUGCAAUCUAAUGUGCAAAUCGACCAGCAAAUUCCAGGGAUUAAGAGAUACGCUGGGAGUUGGGAAUCUCCAGGAUUGUGUUGGUUGAUUUACAUUACUUUGUUUCUACUUUGCACACGGAUCAUCUGACCCUUAACCUUCCCAUUGAUUUUAAGGAGCUGGCUAGAUUUCACAUUAAUUUUCCAUUGAAUACACUCCAGCAGCCUAAUUCUGGUCAUUGAGAUUGUGAAUACCUUUUAAAUAAUGUGAUAACUGUUAGUACAAUGUAAGUCUACUUUUUUUUUCUGGGUAACAGAAAUAGGAACAAUUUAAAAUUUGCAAUCUCAUUCCUGCAAUUCACACAAUAUGACACCAACAUAGGUGGAGGGACAGACAGUGUUGAGGAAGUGGGGGAGGCUGCAGAAGGACAUGGACAGGCUAGGAGAGUGGUCAAAGAAGUGGCAGAUGGAA